Messenger RNA from Malurus melanocephalus (red-backed fairy wren), 2564 nucleotides. It is a transcript of the gene NKX1-2, whose product is annotated as NK1 homeobox 2. Gene Ontology annotation, cellular component: nucleus. Gene Ontology annotation, molecular function: RNA polymerase II cis-regulatory region sequence-specific DNA binding; DNA-binding transcription factor activity, RNA polymerase II-specific. Bases 108 to 908 code for a protein of 266 amino acids. Gene Ontology annotation, biological process: regulation of transcription by RNA polymerase II; cell differentiation. The record is from RefSeq and is a predicted model, not a curated record. Lineage: Eukaryota; Metazoa; Chordata; Aves; Passeriformes; Maluridae. The transcript is spliced from 2 exons.
CCGAGCGUGCGGCUCGGGAGCGGCCCGGCUCCGCGCCCGGCGCUGCGCUCCGCCGGCUCCGCGCUGGGAGCCAGCAGGUCUCCGGCAAGCGCGGAGGGUGGGGUGGGAUGCCGGAAUGCCCGGACCGCGGGGCCAAGGCGGCCCCCAUCCAUCAUAAAAUCUCCUUCUCCAUCUUAGACAUCCUGGAUCCCCAGAAAUUCAGCAGAAGACGCGAACCGGCCGCGGGGAGCUGGGGCAGCGCCCCCCGCUCCAACGAGCGGGAGAAAAGUUUGGGAAGAGUUGAAGUAGGAAAGGACGCUGCUGCUCCCGGCAGCGGGAGGAAUAAACUAGAGGCACAUGAUGCGCACGCCCCCGCGGAGAGCGGCACCGAGGACGCGGGGCAGGAGCGCGACGAGGAGGAGCCGAGCGGGGACGGGACCGGCACCGGGAGCCCGGCCGGGCAGGAGGAGCCGGGCUCGCCGCGGAACGCCCGGCGGCGGAGGGCAGAGCCGGGCUGCGGGAAACCGCGCCGGGCGCGCACCGCCUUCACCUACGAGCAGCUGGUGGCCCUGGAGAACAAGUUCCGAGCCACGCGGUACCUGUCGGUCUGCGAGCGCCUCAGCCUGGCGCUGUCCCUCAGCCUCACUGAAACGCAGGUGAAGAUCUGGUUCCAGAACCGCCGCACCAAGUGGAAGAAGCAGCACCCGGGCGCCGACGGGGCGGCCCCCGCAGCAUCCCCCGCGGCGGCGGCGGGCGGCGGCAGCCCCAGCCCCCCGGGCCCCGCCGCUCUGCCCUUCCAGACUUUCCCUUCGUACGCCGCCGCCAACGUGCUGGUGCCGCCGGCCGCCCCGUUCCCGCUGGGCGCCGGCCCCUUCGCUCCCUUCCUGGGCCCCGCGUACCUCGGCCCCUUCUACGCCCCGCACCUYUGAGGCKGCRGGGCCGGGGCAGCCCCCGGGAGCCAGGAGCGCACCUCAGCCCUUCUGAGCCAGCGGGGAACACCGUCAUCGCUUCUGCUGCUUGCAUGGCGAUUUGAAGUGUAAGAAAGUUGAUUUUUUCCUAGGCGUCACGGCAGCAUGCUUAACUUUGACACAGAGAAAAAAGCCCCACUGUAUCCACCGGAUUUUAUUAGCACGUUUGAGAUGUAAUUAUAGGUGUUGGAGAUGGGAAAAGUAACCCUCUUUACACAUGCCUGACAUUAAUUCCCUGCCGAUUCUUCUCCAAGUUCAUUGUUAAGAUGCUCCUCGUUGCUGUUCGGCUUGCCAGCACAUGUCUGAACCCUCGAGGGCUCGGGAGCUGUGGCACUCGUUAGCACCGCUGCGAUCUUGAUGCUGAUGAGGGUGCAGGCGGCCGUGUCGAAUCCCAGGGAUGCUCGCCAGURAAGACAUCCACAGGCUCUGACUGUGCUCAUGGGACUCUACUAAGCCCUGUUUGACCCACGUUUCAUUAUCGUUUCUGAAAACUGCCAGUCACGYUCUUGGCACCCUACCUGGAGGAGAGUUUUUGCUUGGGAAGGGGUAGGAAAAUGCAGCUCUGUGUCAUCAGGAGAUGAGAAGGAAAUCUGCCUGGUCAGUGGGAAAGUGUUCACCUGCUGCUCGUGUCCACAGCCUCUCUGCCUUUCGCUGCAGCUCCUUCCCAGGGACUUCACAGRUUUUGGAUGAGAAGACUAAAAGAUCAUUCUUUUUGCAGAGAGCAGUUGUUCUUGUAAUAACACRGCAUUAGUGCCAAAUGAGGCAGAAAAGAAAACAUAAAUCAGAGAAAAUGAUUACAUUACUCAUUUCUUUAAAAAUGGAGCAUUUGUGGUAGAAAGUAAGUAAAACACAGAAUUUCCAGCAUGCUGAGACCUAUUUUCCAUAACAGAGAAGCACAUGCUAUUUCUGGUUUUGCUUUUUGAAGCAUUCGUUAGAAGGAAAAUCACAUUUCAUAUUCAUCGCUACAAGCACCGGAAUGAAAAGGAAUUUUAGCUGGGGGCUUAUCUGUCUCUGAACGGACAGGAAGUAAUUGCUUUAAAAAAAAUCUGUCUCAUGCGGUUUUACAAAUUAUUACAACACAGUAUUUCAGACUGUAUCCUCUCCAUCUCUGACAGUGCUUUAAGUACACAUUGGCUCUCCAACCAAAAAACUGAGCUCGUAAAUCCUAUCUAGCUCUUGUGUUGGUCUAAAUAAAAAGGGKUUUUAAAUUAUUCGCUGUUUAAUUGUUUUUAAUUGUUCUUGGCUGAAGCAGUGUCUACUUUGUGGAUUCAUCGCCCACCUGGUGUGGAUUUUGACUGUGUCCUGUGUUGCAGUCAGUGACUGUGGGUGAUACCUCAUCUCCUYCGGGCUGGCUGUGAGGAGGUGAUUGAUGGGACAGCCCUCUCUUGCAAAAAUCACCCUCCUGACUUSCAGCUUAGCAGGGAUCAAGGGUGUGAGAGCCACAAUCCUAAACCUGGGCCAGCUGAAAUGACCUGAGGUUGUCUUUCCACCCCAAGAGGAGGUACCCAGCGUCUUCUCAGUGAUUUGCAGAGCUAUUAACAGAACACAAAGUUCACCUCAGGUCACAGUGCCAUAAUGACRCUGGGGAAGUCAUAACUGCUGUAUGAAUGUGUUUAC